AUGUCGAAAAGGAACCUAGACGAAACGGAUGCGGUCGAAGUCGAAGGCCAGGACAAGAAAAGACUGAAAUCUCCCAAUCCAGGACUCCUGGCGACGUCGCCAUUGCAAGCUUCUCAGCCCGUCCUCGAGCUGUCCUAUUCAGUAAAGGACGCGAAACGAUCCGUCAACGCCGUGCCCUUCCAGCUGCCAACGCAGCUGAUAUCGUUCUCAUAUACACCAGAUCGGGUGCUGGAAUUCAAUGACUCUGCAAUGCGAUACUUCGUUGAUCCGCCUCGGGGUGCGCAACUGAGCUAUGGAUACGAUCGCUGGGUGAGACGGCCAGAGGAGCGGGGGAGGAUAGACAGUCUUUUGAAGGCCUGGCAGAAGUUUGGGACCGAGCAUCCUGGUGCACUGGGAGAGGUCGGUGUGGUCUCGUGGCGAGGGGUCAUGACAAAGAUACUUACCGCCCCAUAUGAAGAGCGGGACGGCUGGGAGCUGAAUGUUAUGCUGGUGAACGGGACGAUGUACUUUGAAGAAUAUCUCGCGGAAGAGAAACUUCAGAGCAAGAACGACAUAGAACCGCGACACCGAAUUCAGAUGUAUUACGGCUACUCGUUUGAAUCGUGGUGCACUUCAGAGUCACCUUCCCCAGCGUCACAUCCAGGAAAUCCGAUCCAAUCCACGUCGGAUGGACACCCUCCAGGCUGGGGCGGGGACGUAAAUACGAACGUUCAGUGGUGCAGCGUCGUCAAAACGAAACUAGGGAAUACCAGGAUGGUCAUCGGCGGUGAAGUAGAUUGUGUUCGGGGCAGGUAUACUGGGAAGCCUGACAAUUUCGUCGAGCUGAAGACGUCGUUGACCAUCCGUGGUGCAUCUGAUGAAGCCAGAUUCGAGAAGAAACUAAUCAAGUUUUACUUCCAGUCCUUCCUUCUCGGUGUUCCCGAAAUCACUGUGGGCUUCCGAACGCCUUCCGGCGUCCUUUCGACUGUCCAAAGGUUCCGAACGAUCGAAAUUCCCCGACUCGUCCGGGGGAAGCCCGGUGCUUGGGAUCCAGCCCUGUGUCUUGAAUGGGGCGAUAGGUUCCUCCGUGAACUGCGCAUUGCCAUAGACGUCCCUUCGGUAGACCCCACUCCCACUCCCAGUCUCGACAGUGAAAAAGACGGAAUCUCAUCCAACCUCCCGGUUUGGCGCGUUUCAUUCUCGCCCAAGGUCGGUAUCACAGUCAAGCAGCUCGACAAAGCUGGUGUCACGGACGUCGAAGCCGGCGACGAGGAGGAAAGGAUCGGGUUCUUACCGAAGUGGUAUGUCAAGUAUGCCUUGGGUUAG
This is a messenger RNA of Pleurotus ostreatus (oyster mushroom), 1305 nucleotides long. It is a transcript of the gene RAI1, whose product is annotated as decapping endonuclease targeting mRNA. Gene Ontology annotation, biological process: NAD-cap decapping; nuclear-transcribed mRNA catabolic process. The coding region runs from base 1 to 1305 and encodes 434 amino acids. Gene Ontology annotation, molecular function: mRNA 5'-diphosphatase activity. NCBI's taxonomy places the organism in Eukaryota, Fungi, Basidiomycota, Agaricomycetes, Agaricales, Pleurotaceae. The record is from RefSeq and is a predicted model, not a curated record. Gene Ontology annotation, cellular component: nucleus; cytosol. The transcript has 5 exons.